AUGUCUCAGACAUUGGCCUCCAUCUUGGACCAUCAAAGCUCUCUUGUUCAAGAGGCCGCAGAAGCUCUUCCGCAUCAGUUCUCACAAUGCACGUAUGCUCUGGGAUACAUUCGUCAAGCAAUCUAUCUAUGUCUCACCUGUCGUCCUCCUCGCGGGAUCUGUUCUGCCUGCUCUAUUGCCUGCCACACAGACCACGAACAGCUAGAGCUCUUCCCAAAGCAAGAAGAGAACACGGAAAACGCAUAUGGACCGAACUUCAUUGGUGUAUUUUGCCGCUGUGGAAGGCAGUACGACGCUCGGAAGGAGCGCGAGACGAUGAUACAGUGUUUAGCCUGUGAAGAUUGGUUCCAUGAGUCAUGUCUGAAUCUACGCGAGCGGCCCAUAUCACCCGAGUCGACACCUGAGCCUUCUCCAAGAGAAGGCGAAAUUCCAUCCGGCGCUGACGACAAUGCGUCUGACACAUCCUCUUCUGGCUUACCGCCCCCUCUUAUUCGUGCCAUCGACUACGACUGUCUCAUUUGCAGCGCAUGUGUGCGCAAAAACCAAACCUUGUGCCGUUACGCGGGCACACCGGGGGCCCUCAUGGUCGUCCGAGAUGGGCCUCAGGCGCAAUGGAGAACCAUAGGAAAGGUCGAGGCGGAGAGUCUAGCAGUGAAUGUGCAGGGACUAGAGGCAGAGUCACAAUUUGCUACGGGAGAGAAACGUGCUCGCUCUCUAUCUCCCGCCGAUGAAGCCUUCGCCCCCAAGAGGGCGCGUGUCUCAUCCGAGCUAUCCACUCCGCUACCAUGCCUAGCACCGCCUUUAAAUUCCUUAGCUCGGCAUAUCUUAGGCAGUAGCUAUACUGAGCCAACAUCAUCUACGUCGAUGUUCACGGCGAACAUGGGCGAAGGUGACAUCUUUUUGACUGAAGGUUGGCGAAAGAGGUGGUGCAAGUGCCCGUCUUGCCUACCCUCUCUCGAAAAACAUCCGUAUCUUCUUGAAGAGGAAGAAACAUAUGAACCACCUGAAGAUCCUGACUCCGCCCUAUCUCUGGAAGAGCUCGGCCUGCGAGCCCUUCAACACCUGCCUCGAGAUCGUGCACUGGAUGGAAUUCGUGCUUUCAACGAGAUGCGAGACAACUUGAUGCAACAUCUACGGCCCUUCGCGCAAGAGGGAAAGGAAGUCACAGAAGCAGACAUACGAGCAUUCUUUGAUGCCCAGGCCUGA
Fibroporia radiculosa is the source of this 1206-nucleotide messenger RNA. RefSeq lists its product as uncharacterized. Gene Ontology annotation, cellular component: cytoplasm. The coding region runs from base 1 to 1206 and encodes 401 amino acids. The transcript is spliced from 6 exons. NCBI's taxonomy places the organism in Eukaryota, Fungi, Basidiomycota, Agaricomycetes, Polyporales, Fibroporiaceae. Gene Ontology annotation, molecular function: zinc ion binding; ubiquitin protein ligase activity. The record is from RefSeq and is a predicted model, not a curated record.